This is a messenger RNA of Talpa occidentalis (Iberian mole), 738 nucleotides long. It is a transcript of the gene CUNH1orf53, whose product is annotated as chromosome unknown C1orf53 homolog. The transcript is spliced from 3 exons. The record is from RefSeq and is a predicted model, not a curated record. NCBI's taxonomy places the organism in Eukaryota, Metazoa, Chordata, Mammalia, Eulipotyphla, Talpidae. Bases 1 to 432 code for a protein of 143 amino acids.
AUGGCGGCCAGGCUGGUCCCCGCGUGGGCCCGCGCCGCGCUCGGAAGGCCACGGCCCGCCGCCCCGCCACCCAAACCCCUAUGGGUCCGAGCAGGGUUCCGACAGCACCUCAGCUUAGCACGCGGCUCCGCUUCCGAGGGAGCCCGCCCCGGGCCCCGCUCUCCGCGCAGGCCCGAGCGCGCGGGUAGGCGUCCGGCCCGCGAAGAGUUAACCGCCGCGGAGCGGAGGAUCGCGGAGCUGCACGCGGCCGCCUGCGCGGCUGGCCAGCUAACCUAUGUGGAUCCAGCUACUGGUUAUGUGGUGCUCACUCAGCUCGCCCACUUACAGAGAGGAAAAUGCUGCGGCUCUGCCUGCAGACACUGUCCAUAUGGUCAAGUCAAUGUUAAAGAUUCAUCUAAACGGAAGCAUUUCAAUUCGUAUUUUUAUGUUUGACAACAAUUUCAUCUCUGUUCUCCAUCUAUUUGAGACUCUAAAAAAUAAAUAAUUAAAACCUUAAUCAAGAAUUGUCCAUUGUGCUGUUAGUAUUUGAACACUAACUUAAUCUUAAGCAGAUAUAUUUUUAAAAUGUCAAUAAAUGAAGAAGCUAGCAACUGUUUGUAUGUUUCUGAAGUGGCACAUCAAUAGUUAUCUUUCUUUACUUUUGCUUUAUUAUCAGACACAUAUGUUAAAGAAAGAAAAUAAUGACUGUUCCAUUAAAUAAAUAGUAGCAAUUGGGUCACAUUAGUAGCUCUUGAUUUU